GUGUGUGUGUGUGUGUGUGUGUUCCGCUCCGGGGCUCAGCGGUCGCUCGGCCUGCCUCCAGCCGGCCUCAGACGCUCCUCUCCCGGCGUCAUGUCGCUGCUCUUCUCGGAGGAAGAGUUCCAGAGCGCCUGGACGGAGCUGGACGAGCCGCAGCUGGACGGAGGAUGGGAGCUGUUCACCGAGAGCAUGGGGGUGAAGAUCUACCGGCUGUACGACCAGGACACGGGGCUGUAUGAGUACAAGGUGUUCGGGGUCCUGGACUCCUGCCCCCCUGAGCUCUGUGCCGACGUCUACAUGGACCUGGACUACCGGAAGCAGUGGGACGGAUACGUCAAAGAGCUCCACCAGGACCAGUUUGAGGGGCGUCCGGCGGUCUACUGGCAGGUCAAGUACCCCUUCCCGCUGUCCAACAGAGACUACGUCUACGUCCGGGAGCGCCGGGACCUGGACCUGGACGGCCGGAGGAUCUGGGUGAUCCUGGCCCACAGCUCGCCGGAGACGCCGUGCGCCGAGCGCAGCGGCGUCCUGCGGGUCCGGCAGUACCGGCAGAGCGUCGCCAUGGAGACCGACGGAGCCCGGGGCGCCAAGGUGUUCAUGCGCUACUUCGACAAUCCUGGAGGGAUGAUCCCGGCCUGGCUGGUCAACUGGGCGGCCAAGAGCGGAGUCCCCAACUUCCUGACUGACAUGCAGAAGGCCUGCAGCAACUACGCCGCCUACUGCCAGAGGAAGUGAGGCGGGCGGCUGGAGGGGCGGGGCCUGGGGAG
Messenger RNA from Salarias fasciatus (jewelled blenny), 764 nucleotides. It is a transcript of the gene pctp, whose product is annotated as phosphatidylcholine transfer protein. The record is from RefSeq and is a predicted model, not a curated record. NCBI's taxonomy places the organism in Eukaryota, Metazoa, Chordata, Actinopteri, Blenniiformes, Blenniidae. Gene Ontology annotation, molecular function: phosphatidylcholine intramembrane carrier activity; phosphatidylcholine binding. The transcript is spliced from 6 exons. Bases 91 to 732 code for a protein of 213 amino acids.